AUGUUGUUUCUAUUUUUCAUACUACAAUAUACUUUAUGUUCUAAUAUAGCAGCAUAUUGGGGUCAAAAUGCUGGUUCUAAUCAACAAUCUUUAGGUCAUUAUUGUUCAACAUCACCAGCUGAAAUUAUAAUAUUAUCAUUUUUAAAUAAUUUUCCACAAUUAGAAUUAAAUUUUGCAAAUCAAUGUUCACAAACUUAUGGUGAUGGAUUACUACAUUGUUCACAAAUUGCUCAAGAUAUAAAAUCAUGUCAAUCACAAGGUAAAAUUAUUUUAUUAUCAUUAGGUGGAGCAACUGGAAAUUAUGGUUUUUCAUCAGAUCAACAAGCUUCUUCAUUUGCAACUACUUUAUGGAAUAAAUUUGGAGGAGGUUCAGAUAAUGAAAGACCAUUUGAUGAUGCAAUAGUUGAUGGAUUUGAUUUUGAUAUUGAAAAUAAACAACAAACAGGUUAUGUUACAUUAGCUAAUCAAUUAAAAAAUUAUUUUUCAAAAUCAUCUAAAAAAUUUUAUUUAUCAGCUGCUCCCCAAUGUCCUUAUCCAGAUGAAUCAGUUGGUGAUUUAAUGUCACAAGUUGAUUUAGAUUUUGCAUUUAUUCAAUUUUAUAAUAAUUAUUGUUCAAUUGAUAAACAAUUUAACUGGGAUACUUGGAAUCAAUAUGCUAAUAAUAAAAAUAUAAAAUUAUAUCUAGGUAUUGCUGGUUCUUCAUCAUCUGCUGGUUCAGGUUAUGUUGAUCUUUCAAGUGUUCAAAAUGCAAUUUCAAGUAUAAGUAAAGAUUCUUCAUUUGGUGGUGUGUCUAUUUGGGAUAUUUCUUCAAUUCCAAAUAAUUUUAUAAAUGGUAUUCAACAAGCUUUACAAGGUGGUGGUAAUGUUGCACCAACUUUAUCAACAAGUUCAAUAAUAGGACCAAUUUCAUCAAUUCCAAUUGUUCAUUCAUCAAUUCCAUCAAAUUCUGUCAUUUAUUCUCCAAUUGCAUCUGCUAUACCAACAACAACAACAACUUCGUCAUCGACUGGUGGAUUCCUCAAUUGGUUAGGUGGACUUUUCAAUACUCCAACUACCACUUCAAAUAAUUAUGCUCCAGCAAUUACUUCAUCAUCAAAUAAUUGGAUUCAAUCAGUUGGAACACCACAAAUCGUAACCCAAGCCCCAUCUAUUCCAACAACUACAGCAGUUGCAUCACCACCACAACCAUCAUCUUCAUCAUCACAAUUCAACUGGUUUGGAUUAUUUGGUGGUGCUACAUCAACAUCUCAAAUUGCUCCAACAACACCAACACCAACACCACAAAUUGCUGCAGUUGAAGUAACCACAUAUAUAACUUUAACAACAACUGUUUCACCUCCAGCAUAUUUCAAAAGAGAUAAUAUAAUCGAUUCUUCAGAAGCUACAUCAUUUCAUCCAGGAUACCUUUUAAUUAUGACUUUUAUAACUUUUAUUUUCAUUUUAUAG
Messenger RNA from Lodderomyces pseudojiufengensis, 1446 nucleotides. It is a transcript of the gene CHT1, whose product is annotated as Cht1p. Gene Ontology annotation, biological process: carbohydrate metabolic process. NCBI's taxonomy places the organism in Eukaryota, Fungi, Ascomycota, Pichiomycetes, Serinales, Debaryomycetaceae. Gene Ontology annotation, molecular function: chitinase activity. Gene Ontology annotation, cellular component: extracellular region. The coding region runs from base 1 to 1446 and encodes 481 amino acids. The transcript has a single exon. The record is from RefSeq and is a predicted model, not a curated record.